Ochlerotatus camptorhynchus is the source of this 1131-nucleotide messenger RNA. Its product is annotated as zinc finger protein 69 homolog B-like. Gene Ontology annotation, molecular function: DNA-binding transcription factor activity; RNA polymerase II cis-regulatory region sequence-specific DNA binding. Gene Ontology annotation, biological process: regulation of transcription by RNA polymerase II. The transcript has a single exon. The record is from RefSeq and is a predicted model, not a curated record. Bases 1 to 1131 code for a protein of 376 amino acids. NCBI's taxonomy places the organism in Eukaryota, Metazoa, Arthropoda, Insecta, Diptera, Culicidae.
AUGGAUCAGGAAUUAUUUACAUUGUUGGAGUACGUUCAGCAGAAUAGUGUCAUUCCCACCGGUGAACCGGAAAUAGAAAAACGAUUUGACGUAACCAGUGUCAACAAUAUUUCGGCGCAGCAGAAUAUACCGGAGAUGUAUAGUGCUGCGAACGUAUCACAGCCUGUGGAAACCAAUUUUUACGAAUCAUUUCAAGAGUUGUUUAGCCUCGAUUAUGAUACAGAUCAUGUUCCAUUCUACGAAGAUCCAACGCUUGUGGAGUCAUACACUCAUGACACGGCGGUUGUUAAUCUACAAAACGACUAUUCAACAGGCAACAUCGAUCGCAUGCCAGCGGAGCAGAACCCAUCAACAGCAGAGCUUUCAGCAUACCUAUACGAACCAUCAACGGGUGCAACAGAAACAUAUAGAUGUCACUACUACUAUUCGACCUUCCAGUCAACAGAAUGUUCAUCACGGGAUGAAUAUAUUUCAUGCGAUUUCACUAAACCACCAGCGGACACUACCCAUUCUUUGAUUGGUUUUGUUACGAACGAUAAUUUAGAACAAAGUGUCCAAAAGGAUCAUCAUAAGCAGAUCCCGACGUCUGCUCCAAAAUUAACUAAUGACGAACCAAGUGAUCAGUCAAAUGUGGCUUUAUCCACUGAAUUCGAUAAACUGCAAAGUGCUGCUGCUACAAAAACACCUCUCGUAUCAGCUGGAGUACCGAAGAAGCCCACUCAAACGAAGGUACGAAAACCAGCGCUAAAGCCGGCAGUAGUCAGCGAAUGGCGGUGUGUCCCAUGCGACAGGAUGUUCCGCAUUGAAAGGGGAUUACUGCAACACAACCUCUAUUUCCAUUCUGGAGUAAAGCCAUACAGCUGCAACGUUUGUGGCAAGCGGUACCACGAUCAGCAGACGACGCUGCAACAUCAACGACGACACGCAGCAGUGGAUAAACCUUUCAAAUGCGAAAAGUGCACGCGGCAAUACCAUCACCCAUAUGAUCUGAAGCGACACAUCGAUUUGCACCACGGAGUUGCGCGGUAUAACUGCAGAUACUGCGGAAAGGCGUUUGGCCGCGCCGAUCACGUUAAACUUCACGAAACGAGCCAUGAUAACGGCACCGUAAAGCGCAAGCGCAAGAAUUAG